Myripristis murdjan (pinecone soldierfish) is the source of this 2181-nucleotide messenger RNA. RefSeq names its product transmembrane protein 43 (gene tmem43). The record is from RefSeq and is a predicted model, not a curated record. Lineage: Eukaryota; Metazoa; Chordata; Actinopteri; Holocentriformes; Holocentridae. Gene Ontology annotation, cellular component: nuclear inner membrane. The transcript is spliced from 12 exons. The coding region runs from base 162 to 1367 and encodes 401 amino acids. Gene Ontology annotation, biological process: nuclear membrane organization; lipid metabolic process.
GCAAGGAGCACCCGGAAGACGGAGAAGAGGCGUAAAGUUUGCCUUUGGUGCUUGUUAGCGUCUUGCUCUGUGACCGUCGGUGUGUCAGCUGCGAGUCCCCCGGCAUCUUUACACACACCUCCAGCCUUUCUGUCGGACCGGGAGCCGGACAACACAGAGAAAUGUCCUCGGCAUUUUCAGGCACAGACCAUAACCAACACAAGCGUGUGACUAGCCGCUCUAAUCCUGGAUUCCUUGAGCGUUUAAGUGAAACUCUUGGAGGAACAGUUUUAGGUGUUGGACUGUUCUUCCUCUCGUUCUACGUUCUCUUCACCAACGAGGGAAGGGCGCUGCAAACGGCAUCCUCCCUGGAUGAAGGGCUUUCACAGGUCGUGUCCUUGGAUCCUUCCUUCAGCCUCGACCCCCAGAACAACAACCGUCUAGUUCACCUGUCUGCACAGCUGCGCACCUCACAGCCCCUUCAUGACCCCAACUACAGAGUGGUUGUGCAGGCGGUGAAGCUGAAGAGACAGGUGGAGAUGUACCAGUGGGUGGAGUACCAGGAGAGCAAGGACUAUCAGGAAGAUGGCGAGACCAAAACUGAGACGACAUACACAUACAAUACAGAAUGGAAAUCUGAGUUGAUCAACAGCAGGAAUUUUGACAAGGAAAUUGGCCAUAUCAAUCCAAGUGCCAUGGCGGUCGAGAGUGUGACAGUGGUGGCUCCUGAAGUCAGGGUCGGGCCUUUCGUUCUGUCUAAAGGACUGGUGGAGCAGAUUAAUAACUUCCAGACCCUGAGUCUGCGGGAUUUUCCUGGCUCCAACCUGGACCCCUUUCUCACCAUAGAUGAGGAUUAUUUCUACCACACCCCUCACCCCCGCAGACCAGAGGUGGGGGACGUGCGUGUGAGCUUCUCGUUCGCUGGACUUAGUGGUGCAGGAUCUUAUCCUGGCCCGGCCCAAACGGUCAGUGUGGUGGCCAUGCAGAGAGGUGAGAACCUGAUCCCCUUUAAAACCAAGUCAGGAGACACUCUGGAGAUCCUGUACCUGGAGGACCUUUCUGCCCAGGAGGUUUUUGAGAAGGAGCAGCAGCACAACACCAUGAAGACAUGGGGCCUCAGGGCUGCAGGCUGGGCGCUGAUGUUCCUUGGCAUAAGUUUGACCAUACGCAUCAUCCACACACUGGUGGAUUGGGUCCCCAUUCUCAGAGAGCUUGUUUCCUUGGGGCUGAAGCUCUUCGCCCUGUGUGUCUCCUGCUCUCUCUCCCUGCUCACCAUUGCAGUGGGUUGGCUCUUCUACCGCCCCUUAGUGGCAGCAGCCCUGGGUGCCGUUGCUCUGCUCCCGGUGUUGAUUGCCCGCUCUCGUGUUCCGGCCAAGAAGCAUCAGUGACUAUGACCAUGUUAGCAUUCGAACGUCGUCGGCUCUGAAACAAGCAGUUUCUGGCGCGUUUCCACUGUGUCUUGGGUUGUCCAUCCAUCUGAAGUGUGUCACUGUUUUGCCGCUGGUUUUUCCACAAUGGUUUCAUCAAACCGCUCGGGUUCGUGAGUAGGACUUGAAGAAAUGCUCUUUCACAAUGCUUUGUCUCCUGUAGGUGCAAUAAUGAAUACAGUCCAAUGUCCAACAAAGUGCCUAUGAUAGUGAAUGAAUUUCAACAUUUAAACUAGUUUUGUAUAAUUGUCUGUUUUAUAUUUACGCACAAAAUGCAAAAACACAUCCUUGCAGACUUGAGGAAGGUUUACAAAUGUCAAAUGUUUUUUUUUUCCCCUCUUGAUGCUACACUCAUUGUUUUCUCAGUUGUUAGACUGUUGCUCAUAAUGAGCAACAUAAAAUUACUGUAACCCAGAUUGUUAGGUUACUUAGCUAAUAUUUUUCAUCGUGGUAAAUCUUCAUAUUUCUAAUUUUUAUUCCAUAUCAUAUUACUAUCACAGUAAAAAUGUUUAGUUUGCACUGUAAAUAUCACAAUGAUCCAAACAUACAAUUAUUCAAGUAAUCUUACCCAUCUUAUUAAGUUACUCUGAAAGGCUGAAAACUGCUUGAGGUCAUGUUUCUCUGCCCCAGUCUUGCAAGGCUUGUUUUGUCAAAAACAUUUUUUGAUCAUUAUUAAGGCUUGUUCAUGAAACCAAAGAAAAAGAGGAAUCUCUGCAGUUUUGCUGUUUGUUUAUAUGCACUGCACCUUGAAUUAAAACAUUUUGUUGUGUGAGUA